Molecule: messenger RNA, 2985 nt
Organism: Schizosaccharomyces cryophilus OY26
Lineage: Eukaryota; Fungi; Ascomycota; Schizosaccharomycetes; Schizosaccharomycetales; Schizosaccharomycetaceae
Product: calcineurin responsive transcription factor Prz1
Exons: 1
Coding region: 568-2637 (689 amino acids)
Biological process (GO): regulation of transcription by RNA polymerase II
Molecular function (GO): RNA polymerase II cis-regulatory region sequence-specific DNA binding; DNA-binding transcription factor activity, RNA polymerase II-specific
Source: RefSeq, a predicted model, not a curated record
GCUAAAAAGAAUGCAGAAAAUAUCUACAAUAUAGUUUUAUGUCGACUCCCACAAAUAGCCAACAUCAAAGAAUUCGGGUUUAGAGUCAGAUCGCCUUUAUUUUAGAUUCCGACUAUAUUAUUUAUUGAAAAAAAAAGCUUUCCAGAUUAUUUUUAUCUUUGGAAUCGCUGCUCAAUUUAUAUGGAACAGCUUUCAAUAGUUUCCAUACAAAUCUCAGCUUACUUACUCUAUCGAAGGCGAUUCUAGAGGUCAAGCAUUUCAGCUGCGUAGCAUUACUUUUCAUUUGUCUUUUGUGCAUUUACGUUUCCUUUUACAUUUCAGUAAUUUAUUGAUAACCUUCUCAUUGCCGAAUACACUUUUGCAGAAUAUCCCAAUGUGUUAGGAUUUUCAGCUGUCAUUUAUAUCUAUUACAGAAAAAACCAUCUCUUUGGAAGCUUUCUAUUGGCAUUUUUGUAUGUACGCACUUACUCUACAGCUAUCAAUUAAAGUGAACCAUCUUUUCUUGCUGUUUUCCUUAUUUCUUUGGAUUAUAUAUGUGUUUUUGAGUUUUAUAUUAUAUUAUUGACCAUGAAUAAUUAUCCAAUGAAUCAUUCUUUCAGAAGUUCAGACUCUCCCGAAGUUUACUUCGAGAGCCAGGAGAUUUCCAAUCCUAAUGGACUUUUUCAACCAGGCUUAUUACCUUUAUUCCAAGACACAUUUGAAUCUGAAUUGCCUCCGUCUACUUUUCCUUCGCAACGCGAUUCGAACCCUCAUUUAGCUUCUCAAGUAUCUGUUUCACCGAAAGCACAUUCAAGUACCUAUCCUGCAGUCCAAGAUAUUUCUUCGAAAGACUUAAAUGUUCCAUUUUUUAGCUUCACACAGCCAAACGUUGACGCUCCUUUGGAAGGUUCCAGUUCUGACCCUUACUUGUCUAAUUCGGAAGUACAUUCUUCUCCAUUUUCUCAAUUGCAAAUGCCAACUAAUACUGAAACGUCGGGUAUUGCUAAUUCCUCCCGAUCUCCGGAACUUUUAACUCCUCUCCCUUCUAGACCUUCGCGUGGUGAUAUUUAUGAAUUCAAUACUAGCUUACCUCUUGCUGAAAUCGACUCAUCUCAGUUUCUUUCUGUUCGGAGCAAUCGGAGUGAUUACUCUGCUUCUCCACUAUCCUCCCCUCGUUCAGCAUCACCAUUUUAUACACCUGCAUCUUCGUUUUCUAUUCCUAGUUCACCUUAUUUACGCUCUCCGAACACAAUGUUUGAUAAUGCGGAUAAUCUUAAUUACAUUGACGUUAUGUCUCAGGCUUCUGCCAUUGAGGAUGAUCUCGAAUUGCCAGAACAACAAGAUUUUUCCAGUUUUGAUAUUUACGAAAAUGAGUAUGUCACAGAAAAUUUAAAUGUUCCCCCUGCGGACGAUAUGCAACCCAACGCAUCAUCGGACUUUUUGAAUAGUACAGCCGGUACAGGAUUUACUCAAGCAGAGUCCAGUGCAGAAACUACUAGUCAGAACGUUUCUAAACCGUAUGAUGUAUUAUCAAACCUUUCAACUCCAUCGUUUGUUCAUGAAAACACGCCUGCCGAAUUCUCUAAUCAAUCUUCAGUCGAGUAUGAGGAAGAAGCAACUAGAAAAAACCAAGCGGCACUCAACCAAAGUUCGGUACCCAAUGGAUUAGCACCCUUUUCCUCCGUUCCUGCUAUCGUUCAUCCUGGUGACUACAAACAUUCCCAAAAUUCUGACAGCCCUCAAAACAUUUCUUUGCCCAACGUAGGUUUUCCUAAGGAAAAUUUUCCUGACAUAAAAAACGAAACCUCGGUAGUAAAAACAGAGACUGAAGAUGACUCUUCUCUUCUAGCGCCAAAAAUUAAUGUUGUACCGUCUUCUCCAGCAAAAUACGUUGAAGAUUUUGGUCUUGAGUACAAUUCUUUUUUGGCACAUCGAGAAAGGUUAAAUGGUGCUUCAAACUAUCCUUCAAUGCUUAAUGCUAGUGGAAACAUUUCUUCAUCAAAUGAUGUAGUUUCGGAAGAUGUAAAACGAAGUCGUUCUAAUAGUGCAGGUCCACGGUUGGAUGUUUUUAACCUGGGUCCGCAAAUGUCGCAAAAGCAUCAAAGGGGGUAUAGUAAUUACGAAGGUUAUCAUGAUAAUAACUUUGGCAAUGAUGAUGGCAACCCUCCUGAUUCUAUGGAUCAUCUGUCAAUCAAUGCAACUCGUCCUCGAAGCCGGUCGUUAAAUAUAACUGGUUCUGAGAACCCAAUAACUAACGAGUCAGCAGCAAAAAAGGGUAACUCGAAGCCAGAAAAUAAUUUUGUUUGUUCGUUUCCUAAUUGCGGAAAACGGUUUACUCGUGCAUACAAUCUGAAAAGUCAUAUGAACACUCAUACGAAUUAUCGUCCUUUUCAAUGUUCAAUCUGUGGAAAAUCAUUCGCAAGGCAACAUGAUAAGCGGCGGCAUGAACAAUUGCAUAGUGGUAUCAAAGCUUUUGGUUGUCCUACAUGUCAUCAGCGGUUUGCUAGAAUGGAUGCCUUAAACCGACACUAUAAAAGCGAAGUCGGUCAGAAGUGUUUAAAGAUUGCAGCGGAUAGAGGAAUAAGCGUUCCACCCGCUAGAAGGAGUGGUACGAACAAAACUGAUCAAGCUUUGGACGAAGACCCAAACAACUUUUGAAGACAAAGUUGAAUACCCUUUAUGUUUGCUUUAUUUCAUUAUAGAUUUUUUUCUAGGACAUGCUUCAUGCAUUUUGUUCUUUUCUGUAACUUUAUUUCAAAAGACGCUAUCCUUUGUUUUUCUUGUUUUAAUUUCUUGUUUCUCUUGUUUCUCUUGUUUCUUUAUUUUUUCUAUUAUUCUUUUUCUUAUUUUACCCCCUCUUACGUUGCUCAGCAAAUUCUCUGUUUAUAAACGAUUUUGAAGUUUCGGCAUUAAUAAUCCAAUACUGUCAAAGACCAUCGUCAGAACCAUAAUUAAUAUGAUGGUGCUUUUUAAAUCUCUUUAAUAAUAACGCUUUUUGGUAAAAAU